This is a messenger RNA of Ilyonectria robusta, 2097 nucleotides long. RefSeq lists its product as uncharacterized. Gene Ontology annotation, biological process: regulation of DNA-templated transcription. The record is from RefSeq and is a predicted model, not a curated record. Gene Ontology annotation, molecular function: DNA-binding transcription factor activity, RNA polymerase II-specific; zinc ion binding. NCBI's taxonomy places the organism in Eukaryota, Fungi, Ascomycota, Sordariomycetes, Hypocreales, Nectriaceae. The transcript is spliced from 4 exons. Bases 1 to 2097 code for a protein of 698 amino acids.
AUGUCCAACCCAAGCCCAAACCACAGCGCGUCUGCGACAUCCAAUAGUCUCGACGGUGGCUUUGGUUCCGCCCUUGUUGAUCCUACAGGCAGCCCGCAGAACUUCGCUGCUGACCAUGAACCCCUGGCCUCGUCGCAACCCGCCCCCAAGCGCCCACGCACCAGGAGCUCGAGGGCCAUCACCGCAUACCCCAGGAAGCGAGCCCUGGCUGCUUGCCGCCUCUGUCGUGCCAGAAAGGUCAAGUGCAACAAUGCUCGUCCCUCAUGUGGGAGUUGCACGACUUCCAACGCUCAGUGCGUUUAUGAGGACGUGGAGGACAUGUCCAACUUCGAUCCCGCCAGCAUCAUGAUCGUAAACCGCUUGAACCAGAUCCUAGCGCGCCUGAACCAGCCCCCCGAGUCGCUUCCGGGGCUCGAGCAUAUCUGGGCAACCGGCCAGGAGACGGGCCAGGAGACAGGGCCACCGCCUCCACAUCAGGCUCCGAACAUCCCCGAAGCAGCAGCCUUGAAGCAGUCGAGGCAGUCGAAGCAGGUCGACAUCGACGACAUGCGAAUCCCACCGCAACAGACGAACCCCGAUGCCGUUCUUGCAUGGCCCAUCCUGGAGAGUCGGUAUCCGCUCCACCAUCUCACAGACGCUGUUUUUGAAGCCGAACUAGUCGACAGAGACCUCGAACCCGAGGAGCCGGCAGCACAUCGCAUGCGCGGCUGGCAGGGGUUCGGCAAGGAUUUCGCAUACGGCAUCAACGAAGACGAAAUCCCCGGGCUUGUGGAGCGAUUCCUGGCCUUUGUUCACUCUAAAAACCCUAUCCUGGAUGUGGAUACCCUCUGGAUGUACGUUGAUCGAGUGGCCGAAGUCGGUCUGACUUGGGAUUCAGCCACAUGUCUCGUCCUUCUCGUGUGUGCCCUCGGAUGUAUUGCUCCUCCCUUUGUCAUUCACGAGUCCCCAUCUCCCCCAGAUCCCUGGCCUAGGAUGCCUACAUCUAGAGAAGCGGAUGCUGAGACGCUGCGGAGGGCGAACGCAUACUACACGCUGGCCCGUCGAAGGUUUGGCUUGCUGGAGACGGGCAUUCUCGCUCCUCAGUGCCAUUUCCUGGCCGGUGUGUACACCAUGUACACCAUGGCGCCUCUGAAGGCGUGGUCCCAGUUUCACUCCGCUUCCAGAGCCUGCCACGUUUAUCUGAUGUGCGAUGCCCGUCGACACUGUGAGUCCGGGAUUGCCGCUUCUAGGCGCAGGAGUCUGCAGCAGAGGAUCUACUGGAGCUGCUAUAAAUCCGAGUGUGAACUGCGCAUUGAAUUGAACCUUCCCAACAGCUGCUUGUCGGACCUAGAUUACCCCGAUCUGCAUCCCGAACCUCCAGAGACCUUCGCUCAGCACAUUCGGAAUGACGUCCCUUCUCCUUGCCACGAAUCGACGCCACCUUUCGGUACCCGAAGGACAUUUGACCAUGAAGAGCAGUCAUGGUACUACUACCUUACUGAGAUAACCUUGCGUCGCCUGGGGAAUCGAAUUUGCAACAUCAUGUAUGCUGGGGACCACACGAGCUGGAAUAGCGAGGCCAUGCCUUUCCUGUUGAAGACAGCUGAAGAGUUUGAAGCCAAGUUCGACGAAUGGUACAGCACCCUACCGAGCCUCAUCCGCUUCAUCCACGACGAGGUGCCCACGGGGGAGCUCCCUUCCCUCGUCGAAGGCCGCGUUGUGGAAAUCAAAGGGUGGCUCUACCGGCCGUUCCUGUACUACGCCAUCCAUAGUCGACCCGAUGCGCCGUAUCGCAGCGCGGCCCAGCAUCUCGCGGACAAGGCGCUCAUCUUCGGCCUCCGCAUGCUCAAGCUUGGGACGAACCGACAUCGGACUCAUGGUACAUGGUAUGGUCUCCGAGAGUCAACUGCGUCUGUUUUUUGCAUUCUCGCCGCCGCCAGGUGCGGGGCCAUCACCAUGCCUCCCGGCUGGAGAGAAUCCGUUGAUUUGUGUAUUGACACGAUGCGAUACUGGGAGAGUGAGGUCCCCACAGUUGACCGGUCCAUUCGGAUCAUCCAGGAGUACCUGGAAACCAUGGAGCCCAUACAAAACGGGGGUAGGAGUGUAGGCCUGAGAUGA